UUUACUCCUUUGCGUUGCUUUUGUCUCACCUGCCCAAAUGGAAUAAUAAUCAUCUCCUCUUUCAUUCCAGCCCCCCUCUAUUGAAAUUUAGACACACAAUCAAAGUCUUCGCAAAUAUAUUAUAUUUUCACAACAAUCUUUUCAUCAUCAUCAACAUCGAUUUCAUAUCCUACUUCGAUCUUUAAUCGAUUCUCGCAUAAACCCCAUCUGGGUUCCUCAGAGAUUUCUGUUUUACACCUCACCCAUAACGCCAAUUACUUAAAUUUUUAUACAAAGUUAUCGGUUUGAUUGUAGACAUAACUGAUCAAUCAGCAAACAUCUGUUGAAAGUUCGCUGUUUUGUUACGUUUUCUUGAAAUCUAGAGGGGUUUUUGAUUGUGGGUGUGAUUGAUUUGUGUUAAAAAUCGGAUUUUGAUUACUGGGUAUUGGAUAAAUAUUGUAAAUUGAAUUGGGGUUUUGAUCUUUUUGGAUUUAGAUUUGAGUUUGGUGGGGGGUGGGUACAAUGGGGUCUAAAUCUGCUGCAAGAAUGGGGUAUUGGAGGGAGUAUUUUAAGACUUCUAAUGGGGAUAUAUUUGAAACUAUUGAGAAAGCUAUUAUGAUUGCUGCUUGUGAUUAUCCUAAGGAGUUUGGUGUCAGGAGAGAUGGGAUUGCUCAAACUUUGUUUAAUUGUAAGUUGAUUAAGUGUUAUGGAUGUGACAAGGUUGAGUUGGGUGUUCCUGAUGAGGAACAAGAUGAUCGGGAUGAUGGUGAUAAUCGUAAGGAGAUUCGUGCCGUUGAUCGUCAAGUUAGCAGUUAUAGUUAUGGAGUUGCAGAAGCUUUGACCGAUGAAAUCGAAGAGGAGUCUCAAGUGUUUGGUGAGGUUAUGAGGAUUAGGGAGAUUGUUGACAACCAUCAAGAUGAGUCUGAAUCGGUGUUGUACAACUCGUUGAGAAAGCUUCAGUUGAUGGAUUUAUCGGUGGAAACACUCAAGGCAACUGAGAUUGGAAAAUCUGUCAAUGUUCUUCGCAAGCAUGUGUCGAAGGACGUUAGCAGCAUCGCAAAGACACUCAUCGAAGCGUGGAAAAUUUUGGUAGACGAAUGGGUGAUGGCUACAGAGAAAACAGUGGUUUCUGAAGCUACACCCGACUCACUAAACCCGUCAGUACUUGAUGAAGAAGAAGGCCUUCCAUCUCCCCCUUUAGAUGAUUUGACGUUUUUAUACCCUCACGGGUCUUUGGAACUAUCCGAGUUCUUUGACGGAAUGGAUGAGUAUGGAAAUCCUGGAAACAGUGGGGGAUUCAACAAGAACCAUAACUCACCAAAACCAAAACAGCAAAAACCGUCAAAUGUCCCAAAUACGGUUCGUAAAAACGAGCCUGGUUUUGAUUCGAUGAAGAGGAAACAACCAACUGUUGUGAAACCAAUCAAGCCUGCGGUUCCUGAGUCUGAACCGCGACAACGUGUCAAGCCCAACGUAGAAAGAAAGUUGCAAAACGUUCUGAAGAGACCUCCCCAACAAAUUAAACAAAGGGCAUCGGGGGAAGCAACGGCUCAAGAGAAGUUUGAAGCAGCGAAGAGAAAGCUUCAGGAACGGUAUCAAGAAGCGAAAGACGCGAAGAAGCAACGAACAAUACAAGUGAUGGAGCUGCAUGACCUGCCAAAGCCCAAGGGAGUUCCUGUAAGAAAUCAACAGAAUGUUAGGCCCGGGAGCAACCACAACAGACAUCGCUGAUCGAAAUAAAGGGUGGUAGAUAAAUGAGGAUGAAUUUAUGUAUUAGAUGUUUCAAGUGCAAGCAAACCUAAUAAGAAGACAUUUUAUAAGUAAAAAAUUGAAGUUUCAAGUGCCAGCCAGAGUUUAGUUUGUAGAAUCUGGCCUAAUUAUUAGUCAACCAAAAUGCUUGGUUUUUGACACAUUUUCUCUUUUGGUAUAAUAUGGAAACAGCUUGCAAAUUGAGUGAA
Molecule: messenger RNA, 1937 nt
Organism: Helianthus annuus (common sunflower)
Lineage: Eukaryota; Viridiplantae; Streptophyta; Magnoliopsida; Asterales; Asteraceae
Product: probable mediator of RNA polymerase II transcription subunit 26b
Exons: 8
Coding region: 502-1710 (402 amino acids)
Cellular component (GO): nucleus
Source: RefSeq, a predicted model, not a curated record